AUGGGUUUAUCGAAAGGGAAGAAAAAUCUAAGCUCCUUCUUCCUCAAAGCGAUGAGAAAAUUCGGAAAAUCUCCAGUGACGAUUACCGAAUCCAAAACCGGAGAUUCUCUAGAGACGGAGGUUUUGUCAACUUCUCUUGUCGAUUACAUAAAGCAUAUCGGCUCUCCGUCUACCACUCAACAAGUUGUUCCAGUUAAAUCUACUGAUAGUAGAAAUGAAGAUCAAGGAUAUUCAAGCAACGUAUUGGAGAUGUCAGGUUUUCUUCCGAGGAUCGAUAAUAAUAUGUUUACGCCACGGAUUCUUGUGCUGCGUGGUAGUAGGAUUCAGGCGGAUAGUUUCAAGAAGAAACAGUUGGGGAUGAUGAACAAGCUUACGAAAGGAAGUGCUCGGAAGUUGGGAACCGAGACUAUGCUUGAUGUGUUGUCUAAAUUGGGAAAAGAAGAGGGUGAAAAAGAAUACAACAUCAAGAUUAAACUUUACAUUGAGCACGCGAAGAGAAGCAAUGAUGCAGAGUAUGCUCUUGAACAAAUUGGGGAGGCUAUUGAGAUUUUUAAACAUAUGAGACGACUAAGAAUCUCUAUAGGAGAAGGAGCUUAUGGGCCGUUUUUUAAGUACUUGGUUGAUAUGGAAAUGGUAGAGGAAUUCCAGAUUUUCAAGGAUUUUAUUGUGGAGGCAAGUCCUGGUUCUGCUGAGAAACUUGUGUACUAUGAAAUGCUUCUUUGGAUCCAAGUUGAAGACGAAGAAAAGAUCCACCAACUUUGCAAUACAAUUGGCGAUAGUGGGAUAAGUUUAUCAACCCUGCAAGAAUAUUAUUUGGUUGCACUGUGUGAGAAAGACAGAAAGGAGAAUCUUCAGAAGCUUUUAGAGGUUAUCGACAUAACAAAAGUUUCUUCACCUGACGUAUUGAGAAGCAUAUUUGGAUACCUUGGAAAAUCGCUAUUGGAGUCUGUUGCGAUGAAGUUGCUUUGGGAACUAAGAGAGUGUGAUGGAGUGGAGCGAGUUUCAGAUCUCAUAUUUAGCUAUGCAACCUGCAUCCCACAUUCAACGGUAGGGGAUGCCAUUUUGAAGUCUAACAAAUUGCAUGAAGAGCUAGAUAUCAUGCCUUCAUCUACAUCCUAUGAGAAGCUUGUUAGUUAUCUCUGUGGCUUGAAUGAGGUGGCUACUGCUCUUGAUGUAGUUGAAAAUAUGUGUGAAGCAAGUCUGGUUGUAUCGGAAAACAUCUUGCAUUCAUUGUUGCAUGCCAUUGAACAGAUUCUUGAGUUUAAUUUGUUUGAAGGUGCAUAUAAUAUGCUUGAUAGUUUGAAGAAUUUCAAUUUGGCACCAAACUCUUGCAUGUACAAUUCCAUAUUGGCAGGAUAUUUUCGGGAGAAAAAAGUGGACAGAGCCUUGAUGGUCCUCAAGGAAAUGAAAGAAGCGGAUGUUAAACCUGAUUCCGUGACUUAUAGCUAUUUAAUAAACUAUUGUGACACGGAAGAAGCUAUUGCAGAGUAUCUUGAGGAGAUGAAGCAAGCAGGAAUUCAAGUUAAUAAGAACGUUUACAUGUCUCUUAUAAAAUCAUAUGCAUCAUGCGGACAGUUUGAGAAGGCAAAACAGGUGACCAUGGACCUAGAACUUCCAUCUAAGGAUCACAAUGAGCUGAAAAGUGUGCUUAUAUCUGCUCUGGCAUCAAAUGGAGAAAUAACAGAUGCCAUAAGUAUGUAUGAAGAAAUGAAGCUAGCUGGCUGCCCCGUAGAGCCAAAAACUAUUUUAAACCUUAUAGAACACUCCGAUUCAAACGAGGAGUUGACAACGUUGACUCAACUCGCUAAGGAGCUGCAUAAUUAUAAAUAUUGGAUACAUGGUUUUUUCAAAAUUAUCUUGUUUGCUGUCCGCCACAAUAAGUCAAGCUCUAUUCUUGAUUUGCUCAUGGAGAACAAAAGCCACUUGUCUAAGGACGAUAUCGCGGUGGAGUAUUGGUUUGAAGAGGUAUUUAAGUCGAUAGCGGAAACAGAGCCUAGUAAUGUGAACCUAGGGCUGGACUUGGUGAGCUUUAUGAAGGAGGAGCUUGGGCUAUGUCCUUCAAGAAAAUGUCUAGAUUUUCUUCUACAUGCUUGUGUCAAUGCCAAGGAUAAGCAGAACGCUCUACUGGUUUGGAAAGAGUACCAAUUUGCAGAACUUCCCUACAACGUCCUCAACUAUCUAAGGCAAGUGCUCUGUUAUCUCGUCUUACACUUUGCGGAGUGA
Messenger RNA from Arabis nemorensis, 2223 nucleotides. The record is from the annotation of a GenBank genome assembly. NCBI's taxonomy places the organism in Eukaryota, Viridiplantae, Streptophyta, Magnoliopsida, Brassicales, Brassicaceae.